Linnemannia hyalina is the source of this 1173-nucleotide messenger RNA. Lineage: Eukaryota; Fungi; Mortierellomycota; Mortierellomycetes; Mortierellales; Mortierellaceae. The record is from the annotation of a GenBank genome assembly.
AUGUGUUUAGAUCUACGCAAGAUCAAGCCAUACUUCUUCAAGUACCAGACAUACGCCAAGGGCAGGUGGCUAGGCCGCAAGCUGAUCGAUGUGUUUAACACAGAGUUCCGGGAUCGGGAUAAUACCUUCUACGAACGGGCUAUCAAGGACGGGAGAGUCAAGAUCAACGGAGAAACAGUGGACAAGGACUAUAUCAUCAAGAAUAGCGACAUUGUUGCACACGACAUUCAUCGACAUGAACCACCAGUCGCCAACCUGCCUGUCAAAGUCGUGCGGAAUGUGGAUGGCGUUAUCAUUGUUGACAAACCUAGUAGUAUACCUGUCCACCCAAGUGGGCGUUACCGACACAAUACCAUCUUGCAUAUCCUGUCGACCGAACAGGGAUACAAGGAACUCUUUCCUGUCAAUCGGUUGGAUCGGCUCACCUCGGGACUGAUGAUUAUCGCGCUGUCAGUCAAGAAGGCUCGGGAGUUUGAAAAAAUGAUGCAAAAGUGCGAGAUCAAGAAGGAAUACGUCUGCAAGGUCAAGGGCGAGUUCCCAAGCGGAGUGACAGAGUGCCAUCAGCCGAUCCAUGUGGCGUCCUUCAAGUUGACGCUCAACACAGUCCAACCCGACGGCAAGGCAUGUUCGACCAUCUUUGAGCGUCUUCGAUACGACCCCGAGUCCAACACUUCCAUCGUGCUGGCACGACCUGUGACAGGACGGACACAUCAGAUCCGCGUGCACCUGCAAUGGCUCGGAUACCCAAUCACCAACGACCCCCUGUACCACAACACGGAGAUAUGGGGCGCAUGCAACGGACAAGGAGGGAUUACCAUGGAGGCAGAAGAGGAGCUUGUCAGCAAGUUGUUGGCACAGACUGAGGCUGAGGAUGAACUUGACCAUGCCCUGGCGACUUCUAGCCUGAACAACACCGAAACCGCUGACGCAGGAAAUGGUGGUAGCGAGCAUCAAAAGGCGGAGUUUUGUUCGAUCUGUCAGCUCCCUUCAAGAGCAGACCCGGAACCGGAGAAGCGGAUCAUGUACCUGCAUGCGUGGAGGUAUCAGGCCAAGGAUUGGGCGUUUGAGACUGAGCUCCCCGAUUGGGCCAGAGAGACCGUCCUUGCUUGUACGGCAGCACCAUCGGCGGAUCAAGGAACAGAUACCGUUGUGCCUGAGCCGGCCAUAUCAUGA